This is a messenger RNA of Eurytemora carolleeae, 3081 nucleotides long. RefSeq names its product ubiquitin-like modifier-activating enzyme 1 (gene Uba1). The record is from RefSeq and is a predicted model, not a curated record. Gene Ontology annotation, cellular component: SUMO activating enzyme complex; cytoplasm. Gene Ontology annotation, biological process: protein sumoylation. Gene Ontology annotation, molecular function: SUMO activating enzyme activity. Lineage: Eukaryota; Metazoa; Arthropoda; Copepoda; Calanoida; Temoridae.
AGCAAUGUAACAAUCUCCGACCUCGGGACCCAGUUCUACCUGAGCCAGGCCUAUAUCGGGGAGAAUAGGGCAGAGGCCUGCUACCGUAAAACUAGUGAACUAAACAUCUAUGUCGACGUAGACAGGGAGACUGGUGACCUGACGGAGGAAUUGAUCAAGAAGCACAGUGUGGUGGUCCUAACCAACUCCAGCCUAGAGGAGCAGAUUAGAGUCAACAAGAUUACACAUGAGAACGGAAUCGGAUUUAUCGUUGCCGAUGUUCGUGGUCUGUACGCCCAGGUCUUCACUGAUCUCGGGGAGCAGUUCACUGUCUUCGACGUGAACGGAGAACCGGCCAAAACGGCGAUGGUGGCGAGUAUUGGCCGAGAGGAGAAGGGCGUCGUAACCUGCUUGGACGAAGUCAGACACGGCUUUGAAGAUGGGGAUGUGGUCAAGUUUACCGAGGUUCAGGGUAUGGAGGAGGUAAACGACAAGGAGUUUACUGUAUCUGUGAUUGGUCCUUACACUUUCUCUAUCGGAGACACGUCGGGAUUCUCGGACUACGUCAGGGGCGGUGUAGCUAUUCAGGUGAAGAAGCCUGUGAACCUGAAGUUCAAAGCCAUGGAAGAUUCCCUGGCUGCCCCCGAGAUUGUAUACACAGACUUCGCUAAGUUCGAAGCUCCCGAGUUCUUGCAUGCUUGCUAUCAAGUUCUUCAUAGUUACAUAAAUAAAUAUGGCCGAUCACCCGCUCCAUGGAGCUCCUCAGAUGCAGACACGUUCCUUGCCAUGGCCAAGGAGCAGUUCCCUGAGAAGGUGACCAACGAGGAGUAUUUUCUCCAGUUUGCUAAAAUCUGUGCUGGAGAUCUGAACCCAAUGUGUUGUGCUGUGGGAGGUAUUGUAGCACAGGAGGUGAUGAAAGCAACCAGUGGUAAGUUCUCUCCUAUCUAUCAAUGGUUGUAUUUUGAUGCUCUGGAGUGCUUACCCGAGGAUAAAUCAAAGCUGACCGAGGAGGCUUGCAAACCUCAAGGAUCAAGAUACGACGGCCAAAUCGCUGUGUUUGGAUCUGAGUUCCAGGCUGAGCUAGGUCGGAAGAAAUAUUUCCUGGUUGGAUCUGGAGCUAUAGGUUGCGAGCUUCUCAAGAACUUUGCUCUGAUAGGACUCGGUUGUGGUGAGGGAGGAAUGGUUUCUGUCACUGACAUGGAUCUCAUUGAACGGUCUAACUUGAACCGACAGUUCCUGUUCCGAGAUCAUAACAUUCAGCAACCCAAGUCCAAAUGUGCAGUAGAGGCAGUGUCGGUUAUGAACCCCGACGCCAAGUACACCGCCAUGGAGCUCCGUGUCGGGCCUGAGACCGAGAGUACCUUCAAUGACGAGUUCUUUGAGAAGCUGGACGGGGUUGCGAACGCUUUAGAUAAUAUAGAAGCGCGUACAUACAUGGAUCGUAGAUGCGUUUACUACAAUAAACCUCUUCUAGAGUCCGGUACUCUUGGGACUAAAGGAAACACACAGGUUGUGAUACCAAAGCUGACCGAGUCCUACAGCAGCUCCCAGGAUCCCCCGGAGAAGAGUAUUCCCAUCUGUACACUCAAGAACUUCCCCAACGCUAUCGAGCACACCCUGCAGUGGGCCAGGGACAUGUUCGAGGGAACCUUCACACAGGGACCCCUCACUGCUGCACAGUAUAUUGAGGAUCCUUCUUUCAAGGAAAAGACAAUGUCGCUGCCUGGAUGCCAGCCUGUAGAAACUAUGGAAACUGUGAAACGCUUACUUGUUACAGAACGACCAACAACUUUAGAGGAUUGUGUUGCAUGGGCUCGUCUUACUUGGCAGGAGCUUUUCCAUAAUCAGAUUGCACAGCUUCUUCAUAACUUCCCUCCAGAUCAGAUCACCUCCUCUGGAAGUCCCUUCUGGUCCGGACCUAAGAAGUGUCCUAAACCCUUGAUCUUUGAUCCCUUGAACAAGACACACAUGGACUUUGUGGAGGCAGGUGCCUGGCUUCUAGCAGAUGUCUACGGUAUCACUAAGAACAAAGAUAGGGUGGAAUUUGCAGAAAUCCUAAAGUCUGUGAAUGUUCCCGUCUUCGUGCCAAAAUCAGGAGUUAAGAUUGCUGUGACAGAUGCAGAGGCUCAGGCUCAAUCAGAGGCUGGAUCUGACAGUAACACGGUGGAGAAUCUGCUUGGUGAUAUUCCGGCUCCUGAGGAGUUCAGGAAACAGAAGUUGAGGAUUACGCCGCUAGAGUUUGAGAAGGACGAUGAUACUAACGGUCAUAUUGAUUUUAUCGUCGCAACUAGCAAUCUAAGAGCAGAGAACUAUUCAAUUCCACCUGCAGACAGGCUCAAAUCUAAGGGGAUUGCUGGACGUAUUAUCCCAGCAAUUGCAACCACCACCUCCCUAGUUGCUGGGCUGGUCACCCUGGAGCUGUACAAGUUGCUGCAGGGGCACACCAACAUAGAGAUGUACAAGAACGGGUUCGCUAAUCUCGCUCUUCCAUUUUUUGCUUUCUCCGAACCCAUCCAGGCACCAAAGAACAAGUAUUACGAGACAGAAUGGACUCUUUGGGACAGGUUCGAGAUCAACUCCGUGAAGGAGGACGGCACCGAGAUGACCAUGAAGGAGUUCAUGGAACACUUUGAGACGGAACACAAGCUUGAGAUCACAAUGCUUAGCCAAGGAGUCACAAUGCUCUACUCCUUCUUCAUGCAGAAAGCUAAAAGAGAGGAGAGAAUGCUGAUGCCCAUGAGCGAGGUUGUGAAGAGCGUGAGUAAGAAGGAGAUAGAUCCUCAUGUCCGAGCCCUGGUCCUGGAGCUCUGCUGUAAUGAUACCGAGGGGGAGGAUGUCGAGGUCCCCUACGUCAAAUACAAUCUCCCUGCCAGAACCUGAGCUAGGCUGUCGCUAGACCUAUCAACACGUUCACAUUCACCAAGCUUUUAUCCCGACACUCCGUCACCUAGAAAAUCAAGAACCUGCACUGUUUGCUAAUAUGUAUUGUAUACCCCAGCUACGCACUAUACUACGCAGGAUCUAGUGACUUAAACUAAUAUUUAGUAAAUUUAAUCCAAAUCGUCUGAUGGAUAUUUUUUCAGAAAUAAUAUUGUAAUGUAA